Molecule: messenger RNA, 8995 nt
Organism: Mustela lutreola (European mink)
Lineage: Eukaryota; Metazoa; Chordata; Mammalia; Carnivora; Mustelidae
Gene: CSF2RA
Product: colony stimulating factor 2 receptor subunit alpha
Exons: 13
Coding region: 44-1363 (439 amino acids)
Biological process (GO): cytokine-mediated signaling pathway; immunoglobulin mediated immune response
Cellular component (GO): membrane; external side of plasma membrane
Molecular function (GO): protein binding; cytokine receptor activity
Source: RefSeq, a predicted model, not a curated record
UCACUUUGUGACCAGGCAGAGAGCUGUCCAAGACGACAGCCAGAUGUCGGAGCACCGGGAAACUGAGAAAGAAAACAGGUGGCCAGAGCAGAGCCCGGUGCGGUGGGGUUUUCCUCAUCCUUUGGGCAACCCCAUGCGACUCCUGGCCAUAACCAUCCUGUUCUUCAUGCUGCUGGACACAGUGUUCCUCCAGACUCUGGAGCAUCAGGAUCUUCCAAGUGCGGAAAGGGUCCCCCGUCUGAAUAUGAAGUUUGAUUCUUGGAGAAUGAAACUGAGUUGGGACUGCGAAGAAAACACUACCUACCUCGAAUGUGUGAUGAUUCACAAGGAGGAUGGACCAAUCAGCAUAAUACCCCAGGAGAAAGAAUGUCACUGCGAGUUUUCGGAUUAUUCUCUCCAUGAUGGAGUCACGCUUAUGGUUAAAGUAAAUAGCACCCAAAGACCGAUUCCAGAAACACUGGUCUACGCUAACUCAGGUGGGAAUGGCACAGCUGCCCAGAAUUUCUCCUGUUUUAUCUACAAUGCAAAUUUCAUGAACUGCAGUUGGGCAAAGGGUCAGGCUGCCCCUGAUGAUGUCCAAUAUUUUUUGUAUAUAAGAGACUCGAGGAAAAGAAGGGAAAGAGAGUGUCCUCAUUACAUAGAAGACUCGGGAACCCACGUGGGAUGUCACCUGGAAGACCUUUCGGGACUAACUAACUACAAUUACUUCCUGGUGAAUGGUACCAGCCAAAGGACGGGGGUCCAGUUCUUUGAUUCGGUUCUGUCGUGGAAGAAAAUCGAAAUAUAUAGCCCACCCAACAACAUCAGCGUGUUCUGCAAUGAGUCCCACUGCCUGAUCUGUUGGGAAAAGCCCAAGACCCGAUACAGGCUAUCCAACAUGGAGUUCAAAUACCAACUGGACAUCCAGAGAAAGAGCAAUAAGGAAAACAGCGAGAAUCAACUGAUUGAGGUGCCCGGUAAUUUGGAGAAUAGCUACAACUUCCCAAGUCCGGAGCCCAGACCCAAGCAUACUGUGAAAAUAAGGACCUCGGACGCACGGAUCCAGAAGUGGGGCGCCUGGAGCCAGCCCAUUGAGUUCGGCUCCGAGGAAACCGCGCCCAGCCUCGUGCCCAUCUACGCGCUGGUGGUCCUGGGGACCCUCAUCACGGUCCUGACCCUCGGCUGCCUUUUGAAAAGGUUCCUCGCAUCACAGACUUUAUUCCCACCAAUCCCGCACAUCAAAGACAAGUGGACGGACAGCCAUCGGCCUGACCACCAGGUCAUCUGGGAGAACUUCACCUUGGACACGGAAAAAGGUGACAACGAGGAGAUCCUAACGGUGCAAGAAGUCACAGUGGCCCCGGCGAGCGUGGAGACUGCAUAGACGCUUCCAGCCCGGGAACAUUCUGGAAGCUGCCCCUUUUUUUUUUUUUUUUAAUUAUCAUUAUUGUUGUUUUGAGCGUUUAUUUAUAUAGUAUUUUUUCUUUUUUUUACUUGAAAAGAAUGUGAUUUUUUUGCAAAGAUGCCUGUCGUCGGAGGGCUCACUGAACGCGCUGGGACCCGACGCCGUGAUGCACCUGCUUCUCUCCCGGGAAACAGAGAACUCUUCCUUGCUUUACGGUGGCUCAGAUACUCUCCUGGCAGCAGCCACCAGGGCUGAGAUGUGGGUCUCUGGCGUGUCUGUGGUCCCCAUGGGAGCACUGCCCUCCCCUGUUUCUCCAAUAGCUGCAGCCCAGCCCUGUAUGGAGACCAUUGGAGGGUCCUGACUAGUUAUCUCCUCCGCAAAGUCCCGUUUGCCACCUAAUGUGACACGUUCCAAGGCUCUAAGAAUCAGGGUGUGGACAUCUUUGGGGACAUUGUUCCCUCCACCACGUGAGGAUCAGGACAUGGACAUAUUUGGGACAUGGUUCUGUCUACCACAUGGGGAUCGGGACGUGGACAUCUUUGGGGACAUGUUUCCAUCCAGCACCUGGGGAUAGGAAUGUGGACAUGUUUGGGACAUGGUUCCAUCCAGCACAUGGAGACCGGAAUGUGGACGUCUUUGGGGACAUGGUUUCAUCCACCACUUGAGCAUUGGGACAUGGACAUCUUUGGGUACAUGGUUCUGUCUACCACGUGGGGAUCGGAAGGUGGACAUCUUUGGGGACAUUGUUCUGGGGAUCGGGAUGUGGACGUCUUUGGGACAUGGUUCCAUCGACCAUGUGGGGAUUGGGAUAUGGACAUCUUUGGGGACAUGGUUCCGUCCACCAGACAUGGAUCGGGACGUGGACGCCUUCGUCUGCAGCAUGGGCGGGGAUGGGAGAGGACUUCUCGCGAGGAUCCCGAGACCAGCUCUGCACCUUGACUUCUGAGACACGUGAAUAUGAAACCCCGCAGGCCGCCCGCCCGCCCAACCACAUGAAGGUUGUCUGGCCCAGCCUCCUUGGAGUUACCAGUGACUUGACAUCAGCACUAAAUACUCUCAGAUAUUCAACGUGGACGCCUCAGGGUGUGCAUGAGGUGGCCCCUGCUUGCCCCUGCCUCGAGGAUUCCAACAAGCACUUGAUGUGAGUCCUGUCCAUCUGUCUGUCCGUCUGUAAGAUGAUGCCCAGGAUGCUGGAAACCUGCCACCCCCCCUUCAUCUCUAAGAAACACCAUCACCCUCUGAUGACGACUCCUGACAUCUGAUAUCCACCCAUAGAUGGGGACCAAGACUUGUCCUUGGAAAGUAAAUGCUGCUCAGAGUCCAGAGGGACCAAACUGGCCCCCAGGAUGACAGAUGCUCGCCCAGUGGAGGCCGUCCACCGAGGACAGGACCUCUGUGUUCCAGGAGUGUGACUGGUCGCCCAAGACGCCCCCACAGCAAUGUCAGGAAUAAGAGCGUGGACGGCACCAAAAGCAUGCCCCUUGCACUUUGAAAUUUUGCCCUGGAACAGCCCAGAUGGGACUAAAAUACUCUAUGCACAGAAAAGAACAACCACAAAAAGGUGGUUUCUUUGAACAACUACCUUUGGCAAAAUACGGAUAUAGGAAAAUCUAAAUCGUGUUGUGAAAGAGAGAUAUUUUACAUGUAGGCUUUCCGCUUGCUGUUCCUGCUUUCCCUCUCCAUUCUGCCUCCCGGGACACCCUCUCCACUCACCCGUAACGUCUAUAAAAGACCGAGUUCCUGCACGUGUCCAUGGAGGUGAUAUCAGUCAUUAACACUUUAGUAUGAAUUAGCGAUUACUCUCCCAGGCUGGUUCCAUUUCAUUUUCAGGUGUAAGUGUUGAUGGUUUGGUGAAGUUUAAUGGAAUUUAAACUCAGGGGGGCAGGGGAGCUGGAGAGACUUCUUUUGUUCAGUAGACCUAUUCAGUGACCCUGGAAGAACCCCGUAGGAAAGAUGCCCUGGAGAAGCCCUGCACUACAAGACAAGGACAGUGUGGGGACACGAUGAAGCUCCAGGAGAAGCAAUUCCAGGUGCAGAGGGACCCCGGGACCCCACGCCACGCUGGGUCCACUGGAAAUGCCUCUGCAUCUGGAUACUGAGGGAGUCUCAUCCCAGCUCAGGGACUGACCCCAGAGGGCGCCCAAGAGGACUGGGGUCCGCGGAUCCCCCGGGUAGGACUUCUGUCCGCAGGGUUAGGGUUAGGGUUAGGCCACGCCCCACACCUGGCAGGGGCAGCCGGUUGUGAGGACGGGAGGCAACCUGGGGGUCAGAUGGAGCCGAUGGGGGCAGCGCCCAGGACCCUGACAUUGGGGUUUGUCCCUGGAGCUCUUUCUUCUCACAAGGAGGCCGCCUUCUGGGGAAAAAGACUCCCUGAAGCCUGUGUUACUGAGAUGAACACUCUGGGGUCCCACUUGGCUUCCUCGUACUCACAAUGUGAAGAACAUUAGGGGAAGGGACACAACAGGGUGAAGAGGUCACAGUUCGGGGGAACAGAGUCAGGCUGGGCCCCAUAUUCUUGCAGAAGUACAAGAAGAUUCCCCGCGGUGCGAGGAGCUCUCCUCCAGGAAACCAGACAACUAGGCAGGCCCUGGGGUUCCCAGGAGGCCGGGGAGGCGUAUGGCUGCUUCCACUGCACAGGCAUGGGGAGAGGGGCCAGGAGAGCCGGGGCAGGGCUGGCCACGUGUCGGGGACACGGGGACCCUGUGGAAGAUAAUGUCAGUCUAGAUACGCAGGCAGGGCAGCCGGGGGUCGGGCAGGAGUGUUUGGACGAGUUUCCAGGGUGCUCACCACAAAGCAACACCAUCCACAGGGUAUCAGGACUCCACCCUUCCCACAUAAACCGUCCCCAGCGGUGGAGAGCAGAUCCGUGUGGAUACGCCAUCCGUAUUUCUGGGAUUUAUAACCCAGCAGGUGGGCCGAGGGGUCCAGAGCCCCAUGUUUGCUGCCUCACGUAGUUCCCGACGGCCCGUUCAGCUCUGUGGCCGCCGGCGUGGGGGUCUUGCUUCCCCGCCAGCCGGAGUUGCGCCGAAGAUGGUGCCAUAUUGAAUCCAGCCCCGCGGCGCGUCCCCUUCCAAAUCAAAGCAAAGAGACAGCCUUCCCGCCAGCACUCCUACUGUUCUAGAAACUUCCCACUGGCUUCUGGGUUUGGGAGGCGGAGAGUCACUGGCUCCUGAAAUAAACAGCAGGAGCCUAACUACUGCCUCAUGCCUGGGAGACGUGUCCCCCAUCAAACGGUAGCCCAUUCUCUACCCAGGGCAUAGUUGGGAGUUUGGAGACCCACGGGGGCAAGGAGUUCUCUAGAGGAUACGCAUCCCAAGAGCUGUAUUUCCACGCGUGCACGCCCUUCAUGGGGCGCCUGGGAUCCCUCUUGUCUACAUGGCGGGAUAGAAUAGUCUUUGAGAAGAGCAAACCGGGGGAUACGGUCCAUCUCAUGAGAAGAGCCUUCCAAGGACACCAUUUCUGUGGGAGGAGACAGGCCGGGAAUGGUCGUCCGCAUUCUGGAGAGUGCUGGGCACGUAAUUACCCCGCUGGGACACGGAAGCGAGCGCUUUCCGAGCUCCCCCACCGGAUCCGUCCAUCCAGGCGUCAUGGAGUGGGGUUCCUGUGGGAGAGGGAAGACACAGGCUCCCAUAGAGAUGAGGAUCCGUCCCAUCGUGGGGAAGCGUUGGGGAAACAGAGAAGCCUCGGGGACAUAAACAGGAUGGGAAUCCUGCGCAUCUCGGAGAGCUGAGUUUGAGGAAGCAUGACACAGAGCCCCGAAACCCCGAUGCACCCCAGAGGGACCAGGUGGGCGACUGGCCAGAGGGAUUCUGCUGCAGGAAAAAAAAAAAAAAAAAAAAAGAGGAACUCGGAGAUGCUGAUAAAAGCAAGGGGCCGGCUUUGAGCUUGAGACAGACGCGGGCUGGGCUGGAAAGCUUCCUGUCUGGCGGGGAAAUAACGGGGACCCAGCCGCCCGCCGAGAAGGAGGACCCCGUGGAGAGCACACAGGGCGUUUCUACAGACGCUGACCUGAGCGUGAAUCGCGGGCCGCUGUCUGCACAGAAGGCUGUUGACCCGACUUUCUGCUCGGGCCCUCGGGCUGAUCUCCGUCACCCCGCGGACCACGGCCUCACGGGCGGCCCAUCAACCGGGCAGGACAACGCUUUCCAAACGGGCGGAGAACAUUCCGGAAAGCUCGUGGACGAGUAAGUCUGAGGCUUCUCGCAUCUGUGGGGCAGUGGCUUUGGUGUGAUGCCACGGCAGGGCAGGCUGGGAAUGGGAGGGAAACACGGUGCCAGCUCCGUGUGUCCCUCUCGGGACGGCUGGGGGGUGGACCGGUGGGCUGAGCACCCCCACGGCACCGAGACCAGAACCACCGUCUCGGGGAAGCCGCCGCGGGAGCGUGCCUUUCCCAGACGGGGUGCGUGAACGGUCGCGGCAUCCGGCCAGUGCGCACAAGGCCUGGAUGUCCCUCUUUGGGGCGUUUUUAAGGAUCAAAGUCACCGAGGGUCGGGCUUCGCAUGUUGAUCGCUCAGGCCUUUCCACGGGGAAGCAGAAACCACUGAACCCGAGAGCAACGUUGAGACUCAGGCAAAGUUGGGGGGGGGGUGUCUGCAGCCUGAGGCAAAGCAGCGUCUCCGGGAAGAAGCUGGGUACGCUUAGUAACCCCCUGCCGGGGGUUGGGCGAUCUCACCAGAAUGCCGGAAAGAAAGCAGACAGGUGCCCAGUUCAGGACUAAACGCGUCGAACCCCUUUGAAUUACGUUUGCCUAUUUUCAGUGUCAUAAGGACCCCGGGGUUCAUUUUGGAAACACCCUGGUGCUAGGGACACAUGGGCUUAACGGGCACCUCGUUGGGUUGACGCCAUGAGAAGGCAAAGGGAGACUCUGUGAAAAAUGCAGAAGUCCCAGGCCUGGCGCUCAGCGUCUCAUCACUCCCGCGUGGGCGUCCCCGGCCUGGACACCGCCAUGUCCCUCCGCCGGUCCCCGAGCCCCGUGCGAAAUGCAGAAACACCCACGUUUUGUUUCCGUGCGCCUCGGGGACACAGCCUGUAGGUCGUGGCUCCUGUCGGUCUCCUGCAAGAAGAGGUUGAAGAGAAUCGAUGCGGCAGUUUCAGGACCCAUCGGGAGUUUGCGGAGGGGACAGCUCAUUCCCAGCAGGUGCCUGGGGUCCUGGAUUCUGAUUCUGUCCACACGGCGGGAUGCCCCGAGAUGACAGGACUGCAUGUCGGCAGGCUGACCUGUUCUGAGGAGGGUUGGUACCCACAGAGACUCACACCCAGCCCCCAGCUCCCACCUCCGGAGUCAUCAGGAAUCCGUGCCUGUCUGGACCCCACUCUUGGGCCCUGAAUGUGACACACACGGACCCCAAUCCUCUGGCCCUAAGACUCAGAAUACAGACACCACGGAUGGUGGGGACAGCCUUAAACACUCAGCAUCACCACGCCUUGUUUUCCUGGCGACUCUGCCGUAGGAUCUUUUCCCUCUAACCUCUUAGAUUCUGUUCCCGACACCCGCAAAUUAAGCAGAUAAAGGAUUAACAGAAAAACCUGCCUUAACUUCAUAUAUAGGCACUGGGAUUCACAGAGAAAAAUGCGGCUCGGGGAGACAGCCGGAUGACCAGGGUGGCUGUUACAAAUAGCCCAGAUACGCCGAUUUCAACAACUGAUAUUUAUUGAUCCCAGACCUGGAGGCUGAGAAUCUGAGAUCCAGGCAGGGCUGAGGCUGGUUCCUCUUAAGGCCCCUCUCCUUGGUGUGUUGACCCCGUGCCCUCCCUGUGUCCUUCCGUGGUCAUCUCUGUGCAUGUCUGUGUCCUCAUCAUCUCCUCCUAUAAGGACCCCCGUCCUAUGGGAUCAGGGUCCAUUCAAUGGCCUCAUUUUACCUUAAUCUCUUUAAAGACUCCAUCUCCAAAUACUGCCUCAUUCUAAGGUCCUGGGAGCAAGGGCUUCUACAUGUGAAUUUUAGGGGGUCGCGACUCAGCCCCCAGGACUCCCCUUUCGUGGAGAAGGGACACGUCCACCUCACUGCUCACAAGCCCCCUUAGGCCAGCACCACAGCUCCUGAUCCUGAAAAUGACUCUUUUCCCUCAAAGCAUUUUCUCCUCUAUGGGCUUCACAGGUCGCUCCGGAACUUUAUCGCUGGGGCCUGGCUCUGUCCCCUCUGAGUUUCUCCAGCAGCCGACCCUGAGGUUCUGUGUGGCCCUUCUGUGGUCUGUGUUCACACGGCUCCUGACCCAGCACAGGCCCUUCCCCAAAGGGUUCACUUCCCCUGGCCCGGCCACGUCGGUCCUUCCUGUCCUGAAUGUGCACCUCCAAACAGACCUCGGACUUCCCUUUGUGGCCCGUGUAUGUCACUGUGUUUCCUUCCUUGUGGGGAACAUGUCAGCAAUGAUCCCAGAGUGGCCGAUGGACAUCAGUGGCGUGGCGGGGCCACAGGGGAAGGUGAGAAGCUGUGAGCUGGAAGGUGCCUGAGACCUGCCACCAGCAGGCACAGGCAGGUCAGCCCCUGCCUCAGAGCUGACCCACAACAGGUGCAUUGAGAACGCCUUCUAGUUGGGCUGGUCUUUGAUGGGCCGGUCCAGAGCACCUACCUCUCACCCACUGCUCUGGUAUAUGGAGCCCUGCACCCCAAGCCGAGGGGCCAAGGUCAGUCUUGAAGGGCACCACACCACACUGCCCUCCAAUGUACCUCUUACGGAUAUGGAGGAUUUUGUGCAACAGGCCACGGAGAACCAGCAGAAGCAGGAAAAGCUCUCUAUGUCUCCGUAACUACCAGAAGACAGAGGACAUAAAGUUCCCCGUCAUGAAGGAAAAUUACAUUCAUAAAUAAAAUUUCUAACGGCAUAAACGUUUCUAUACCAGGAAGAUGACUACACCCAGAGAUUUCUUAUCAUCUGAGAGAUUCUUAAGAACAAGAGCCUGUAUUUAUCACUCAUUUCCUGCUUUCCCUUUCCCCAUAAGGCCUUUCCCCGUUCGAAACCCAGAAACCCCCUUUCCAAUGUUGAAUUGAAGAUGGUGCAUAAGCCGUGAUCAUCUGACUGUCUCCCUGAGCUGCAUUUUCCUUCAAGAACCCCCAUGCAUAUAUAGUGUAGUUAAGGCUGGUUUUCCUGUUAAUUGUUUAUCUGCUUAAUUUGCGGGUGUCGUGAACAGAAUCUAAGAGGUUAGAGGGAAUCGAUUUUUCCUCCCCUACAACCUCUACUCUCUGAACCUCUCAUUUCCUCGCCUCCGUCCUAGGUCUGUCCUAUGUAGGAAGACUUCUCGCUCACUAAUGAGACACAGAGCAGAAAGGAGUAGACCUGCCCCCCCCCCCCCCCCCCCGCCAGGGAGAUAAACAUCUCUCAUCCCUGGAGGUUGGAAAGAGGCUAAAACACUCUGAUGGCCUGAGGGGUUUGUGUACUCUGAGUCUCUGGUGGCCUCCAGGCUCAUAUCGGUUUUUUCUACAAAGACACUUCAUCCUUGGAGCACGUGGGCAGCUCAGCUGAUGAAACGUCCUGCUCCUGAUUUCAGCUCAGGUCGUGAUCUCAGGGCAUUGGGCUCUGUGCUCAGCAGAGAGUCUGCUUGCAAUUCUCUCUCUCUGCUUCUCCCCCCACCCCACCCUUCUCUCUAAAUAGUAAUAAUGAUAAUGAUGAUUUUUUU